This is a messenger RNA of Rhineura floridana, 2529 nucleotides long. It is a transcript of the gene GTF2H2, whose product is annotated as general transcription factor IIH subunit 2. The transcript has 16 exons. Gene Ontology annotation, molecular function: zinc ion binding. The record is from RefSeq and is a predicted model, not a curated record. Lineage: Eukaryota; Metazoa; Chordata; Lepidosauria; Squamata; Rhineuridae. Bases 251 to 1438 code for a protein of 395 amino acids. Gene Ontology annotation, biological process: nucleotide-excision repair; regulation of transcription by RNA polymerase II; DNA-templated transcription. Gene Ontology annotation, cellular component: transcription factor TFIIH holo complex; transcription factor TFIIH core complex.
CUUUUCCAACUUGCAAUGUAAAAGGAUAAUACGGUGUUCAGCAAAGAGAUUCCAAAGUGUAGAGCAGCAACUCCACUAUAUAAACAUAACAGAUUAUAAACAACAGAGUUUUGUGGUAAAUAAAUAAACUUAUUAUGGCAUAAACGAUUGCAGACUAGGGUUAGUCUUUAAAGUGCCACAGAACUCUGAUCCUCCUGCAACGCAGGCUAACACGGCUACCCCUUUAAAAGGGAGACUUGGGCACAGAGAAAUGGAUGACGAACCAGAAAGAACCAAACGAUGGGAAGGGGGUUAUGAAAGAACAUGGGAAGUUCUUAAAGAAGAUGAAUCUGGAUCAUUGAAAGCAACUAUAGAGGAUAUUCUCUUUAAGGCCAAAAGAAAACGAAUCUUUGAGCAUCAUGGACAAGUUCGACUUGGGAUGAUGCGUCACCUGUAUGUAGUGGUAGAUGGAUCAAGAACAAUGGAAGACCAAGAUUUAAAACCUAACAGGCUAACUUGUACCUUAAAGUUAUUGGAAUAUUUUGUUGAGGAAUAUUUUGACCAAAAUCCUAUUAGUCAGGUUGGCAUUAUUGUGACUAAGGGUAAAAGAGCUGAAAAACUGACAGAGCUUUCAGGGAAUCCGAGAAAACACACAGCUGCGCUGAAAAAAGCUGUAGAUAUGACUUGCCUAGGAGAGCCAUCUUUAUAUAAUGCCUUAAACUUGGCCACACAGACAUUGAAGCAUAUGCCUGGGCAUACAAGCAAAGAAAUCUUAGUAAUAUUCAGCAGCCUGACAACAUGUGAUCCUUCCAAUAUAUAUGAUCUAAUUAAGUGUUUAAAGGCAGUUAAGAUCAGAGUGUCUAUUAUCGGCCUUUCUGCUGAAGUUCGAGUUUGCACUGUACUUGCUCGGGAAACUGGGGGAACUUACCAUGUCAUUUUAGAUGAAAGCCAUUAUAGAGAACUUCUGAUGCACCAUGUCAGUCCACCACCAGCUAGUUCAAGUACUGAAAGCUCUCUUAUUCGAAUGGGCUUUCCUCAGCAUACCAUUGCAUCUUUGGCUGAUCAGGAUGCAAAACCAUCUUUUAGCAUGGCGCACCUGGAAAACAGCAAUGAUCCAGGUCUUACACUGGAAGGUUAUUUCUGCCCCCAGUGUAGAGCCAAAUACUGUGAGCUUCCUGUGGAAUGCAAAGUUUGUGGUCUUACGCUAGUAUCCGCACCCCAUCUGGCUCGAUCUUACCAUCACCUGUUUCCUUUGGAUGCCUUUCAGGAAGUCCCACUGGAACAAUAUAUAGGAGAACGUUAUUGUCAAGGAUGCCAAGGAGAAAUUAAAGAUCAACAUGUCUAUAUUUGUAAAGUCUGCCAGUGCGUGUUUUGUGUAGAAUGUGAUCUUUUUGCUCAUGAUACUCUGCACUGCUGUCCGGGCUGCAUUCAUAAGCAUCCUGUUCCUCCCUGUGUGUGAUGCCACCUGUCGAUCAAUACUGCUUGUUACAUUCCUGUGAACAGAAAAUCCAGGUCAACUGUUCUGUAAAGGUCUUUAGCAAAAUGGGAUAAAGGUGAGGAAGAGCACUUUGCUGAAUGCUUAUGUAAAUAAUGUUUUCAUGCCCAGUUUGUAAUAUACAUGUGUGCACACUUAUUUGUAAAUUGUUUUUGAACAGUGUUUUUAUUUGGAAUUAAUCUGAAUAGUAUGCCAGUUUGUACCUCUGAAAGUGUUAAAAUGAAUGUGUACUAAAUAAAUGGAUCUUGUUUUUAUUUUUUUUAAAAAAGAGAAAAAGAUAAUAGGCUGCAAGCCUAAGCACACUUAUGCACAAAUAAGUUUAAUGUAAGUCAUUAGAACUUAAAGUUUAGGAUGAGACAGGAUGCAAAAUCCCUGGUGAUAGCCACUCUGGACCUUCUAGAGCUGCUCCUCUGUGUAGACAAAAAGUGAGACUAAUGCCAGGUAAUCUCCAUUUCAAUAAAAAGUUUAAUGUGUUGUGUUUUCUUUUUCCUUUCUACUAUAAGAAUGUUUACAGAUAUAGAGAUGUGAAGAUCCAGAAAAAAAACCUUUUUUAACCCCCCCCCCCAAUUUUCUAUUUUCUUUCCGGGCCUUCACAUCUCUAACCAUGGGUAAGAGAAGUUUUAUCUGCUCUUCAACUUCUGUAGGAACUGACCACGCAAAGCAUACAUUCUUCCCCUAUCUGAAGGCUUCUAUAAAGCAUCUUCUAAUGAAAAUAUUGAGGGGGGGGGAGAGACAGAGAGAGGAGGAAGUGCUGUAUCAAUAGGACCAUGAAGUUUAUUCUAAAGUGAAUCUUAAAAACUUCUGAGAUGCAUCCGUUAACAAGAAAUCAGGCACUAUUAAUUCAUGUACUAUUCAGAAACAAGGCUGAUCUGUACUUGUCCAUCAUAUUUUUAAGAGUCAAAAUUGAAUGUUGUUUAUGAUUAUUUGUAUUGUCUAAUCUUGCGUUUUAGCUUAUCCUCCUUGAGAGUGAUCCUGUGCAAGUGCUGAUAAUGUUUCAAGUUAUGUAAUCAACAGCUUCUACACCUAUUAUUAAAUAACUUCAUUUACUUUUUUGA